Onthophagus taurus is the source of this 1832-nucleotide messenger RNA. Lineage: Eukaryota; Metazoa; Arthropoda; Insecta; Coleoptera; Scarabaeidae. The record is from RefSeq and is a predicted model, not a curated record.
AACGAAACGAACCUGUCAUUUCCUCCAUUUUGUCACAAAAAAUGAUGUAAAUCAAUUUUUAUUAAUAUUAAGCGGUGUUGAAACGAUUUAGUGUUAAUUCGAUUUAAAAUAAGUGAUUAGUUAUUAAAUUUUGAUUUAUAACGUGUUAUUUUUUAAAUCGCCCCGAAAAUAACGAAAAAUGAGUCUUACGAGCAUCCUCCCAGCUCCGACUCAAUCAAUUUGGGAUCGGGACGAUGAAAAGCGCGCGAAUGAGAAGAAAACGUCGGCGGUUGUAAUAGCUCACCACAUAGCCCCACCUUACGGGCAACGUCGAGGAUGGAUUCCGCGCAAAUUAAGCGAUUACGGGGAUGGGGGAGCGUUCCCCGAGAUUCAUGUAGCUCAAUACCCCCUUGAGAUGGGGAUGAAAAAUAAAGAAUCAACCUCGAAUGCGAUUGCUGUUCAAUUAGACGCUGAGGGUAAGGUUAAAUACGAUGUGAUCGCCCGGCAAGGACAUGGAAAAGAUAAAAUCGUUUAUUCUAAGUUAUCUGAUUUGUUACCGGUUGAGGUGAUGGCUGAAAAUGAUCCGAGUUUAGAAAAACCUUCAGAAGAGGAAAUUGAGGAUUUAACCGAAAAAACGCGGCAAUCAUUAAUGAGGAUAACUAACUCAAAAAUCGCUGCAGCAAUGCCGGUGAGGUGUGCUGAAUCCCAAGGACCUUCAGAGUUCAUUAGAUACACCCCCUCUCAACAAGGAGCUGCUUUUAAUUCAGGGGCUAAACAAAGAGUUAUUCGCUUAGUUGAAGCCCAAGUUGAUCCAAUGGAACCCCCGCGAUUUAAAAUAAAUAAAAAAAUCCCUCGAGGUCCCCCUUCACCUCCCGCCCCAGUCCUACAUAGCCCCACGCGAAGAGUCACAGUUAAAGAACAACGCGAAUGGAAAAUCCCACCUUGCAUUUCAAAUUGGAAAAACGCUAAAGGUUACACCGUUCCGUUAGAUAAACGUUUAGCGGCCGACGGUCGAGGACUCCAACAACAACACAUCAACGAGAAUUUCGCAAAACUAGCGGAAGCUCUAUACAUCGCGGAUAGAAAAGCUCGCGAAGCCGUCGAAACUCGCGCUCAACUCGAAAAGAAACUCGCUCAAAAAGAAAAGGAACAAAAAGAGGAACAUUUAAGGGUUUUGGCCCAAAAGGCGCGUGAUGAACGCGCGGGAAUUAAAAGUUCCGGGGGGGAUCCCAACAAUUUAAACGAAGAGGAACGCGAAAGAGAGACGUUACGUCACGAUCGGCAUAAAGAAAGAGCCCGCGAACGUAAUUUAGCGCGAGCGGCUCCCGAUAAACGUUCGAAAUUGCAAAGAGAUCGCGAUCGAGACAUCUCCGAACAAAUUGCUUUGGGGAUGCCGGCUAGAAAUGUUGGAAGUGGUGAGGGUCAAUUUGAUCAAAGACUUUUUGGACAAAAUCAAGGUUUGGGGCAUGGUUAUGGUGAUGAUGAAGCUUAUAAUGUUUAUGAUAAACCAUGGCGCGAAGGCGGGUCGAUGGCUAAUCAUUUAUAUAGGCCAGGGAAAAAUAUUGAUAAAGAAGUUUAUGGGGAGGAUUUAAAUAAGUUGAUUAAAACGAAUAAAUUCGUUCCCGAUAAAGAGUUUACAGGGACGGAUCGAUCCGCGGGGAAUAGAUCUGGACCGGUUCAAUUUGAAAAAGAAGAGGACCCUUUUGGAUUGGAUCAGUUUUUGACUCAAGCUAAAAAAGCGAGUAAACGGAAGGAGCCGGAACGACGAGAUGAAAGAGAUAAGAAGAAAAGAAGGGAUUAAAAAAAAUUAUUUUUAAGACUAUUUUAAUCAAUAAACUUAAUAUUAACUACAA